Messenger RNA from Cyclopterus lumpus (lumpfish), 1497 nucleotides. RefSeq names its product potassium channel, subfamily K, member 9 (gene kcnk9). Gene Ontology annotation, biological process: potassium ion transmembrane transport; stabilization of membrane potential. Bases 1 to 1497 code for a protein of 498 amino acids. Gene Ontology annotation, molecular function: potassium ion leak channel activity. The record is from RefSeq and is a predicted model, not a curated record. Lineage: Eukaryota; Metazoa; Chordata; Actinopteri; Perciformes; Cyclopteridae. The transcript has 2 exons. Gene Ontology annotation, cellular component: membrane.
AUGGCACUGCGCACCGGGAGGACUUGGUUUGGGCAAGUCUUGCGCAGGGUCUUUCGGCUGCAGGGCUCCUGGUCCAGGCGAUCGAGCAGUCUCUUGUGCCUCUCCGCGAACCAGGAGCAGGAUCUGGGACUCUGUCACCGGGAUCACUACAAGGUGGGGGAUUUCCACCGCUGCCACGACUCCGGCACCCGGCGCGUUCCCCGUCACCGGAGCGCACCUUUCCGCGCCUCCGCCUCCGGGCGCUGUCCACACGGCUUCCCCAACGCUCGCUGCGCCUUCACGGGGAAUUCGAGGGGACAUGAGCCCCUCGGUCGCCGGUUCCUGUUGGCCAUGAAGCGGCAAAACGUGCGGACCUUGUCCCUGAUCAUUUGCACGUUCACGUACCUGCUCGUCGGGGCCGCCGUCUUCGACGCCCUGGAGUCCGACUACGAGAUGCUGGAGAAGGAGCAGCUGGAAGCCGUGGAGAAGCGUCUCCAGGGGAAAUAUAACAUAAGCGAGGCGGACUACCGCAAACUGGAGAACAUCAUCAUGAAGGCAGAGCCCCACAGAGCCGGGGUGCAGUGGAAAUUUGCAGGGUCAUUUUACUUUGCCAUCACGGUUAUUACCACCAUAGGCUACGGGCAUGCGGCGCCGGGCACCAACGCAGGGAAGGCCUUCUGCAUGUUUUACGCCGUCCUGGGAAUCCCCCUGACUCUCGUCAUGUUCCAAAGUCUGGGCGAGAGGAUGAACACUUUUGUCAAGUACCUCCUGAAGCGCAUCAAGAAGUGCUGCGGCAUGAGCAUCACCGACGUGUCCAUGGAGAACAUGGUGACGGUGGGGUUCUUCUCCUGCAUCGGCACGCUGUGCAUCGGAGCCGCCGCCUUUUCCCACUACGAGGACUGGAGCUUCUUCCAGUCUUACUAUUACUGCUUCAUCACAUUAACUACCAUCGGCUUCGGGGACUUUGUGGCCCUUCAAAAGAACCGGGCCCUCCAGAAGAAGCCCCUGUAUGUGGCCUUUAGCUUCAUGUAUAUCCUGGUGGGCCUGACGGUCAUCGGGGCCUUCCUCAACCUGGUGGUGCUCCGUUUCCUGACUAUGAACAGCGAGGACGAGCGGCGGGACGCAGAGGAGCGCGCCUCGCUAGCCGGCAACCAGAGCAGCAUGAUCAUCCACAUCCAGGACGAGUCGCUGCAGCGGGGCCGGCGGCGGCGCGAGCCGUACCGACCGGAAGUGACGGAUUUGCAGUCGGUCUGCUCCUGCAUGCACUACCACUCGCAUGACUUCGGCAGCUCCGGGGGAGGGAUGGGAGGCCUCGGCUGCGCCUUCUCCCAUCAGAACUCGUUCAGCUCGCAGCUGAAUCCCAAUCAGUACUUUCACUCGGUUUCCUACAGGAUCGAGGAGAUCUCGCCCAGCACCUUGAAAAACAGCUUUUUCCCUUCGCCCAUCAGCUCGGUGUCUCCGGGCCUCCACAGCUUCACAGACAACCACCAGCUCAUGAGGAGAAGGAAAUCCAUCUAA